This is a messenger RNA of Dermacentor silvarum, 2467 nucleotides long. RefSeq names its product nuclear protein localization protein 4 homolog (gene Npl4). Bases 202 to 2004 code for a protein of 600 amino acids. Gene Ontology annotation, cellular component: nucleus. NCBI's taxonomy places the organism in Eukaryota, Metazoa, Arthropoda, Arachnida, Ixodida, Ixodidae. The record is from RefSeq and is a predicted model, not a curated record. The transcript is spliced from 13 exons. Gene Ontology annotation, biological process: ubiquitin-dependent protein catabolic process. Gene Ontology annotation, molecular function: ubiquitin protein ligase binding; ubiquitin binding.
UUGCCUAGGUGGCAGCACCGUUCGUCAAACAUCUGAGCAUCUGCGUCCGAGAGCAACAAUAUGGCCGCAAUGGCAACCGGAGGCAAAAGAUGAAAUUCAUCGUCCUUACGUCGCCGUGUCGCGUCUGAUUCCUCUUCGCCUCCUGCGGGGAAACCGCCGUUCGCAGCCACAGGACUCGUGCCUGACAACCCUUCACCAAAAAUGAUACUCCGUGUCCAAUCUCCCGAAGGGACGAAGAGAGUCGAAUGCGAAGCAGGGGAGACGGCGGCUGUGCUCUACAACAAGAUACAGAGUGCCUUUAACUUGCCCGAUCUGACGUGUUUCACCGUCUAUAAAAACAGAGAAAAAUCGACUCCCAUUCCUCUGCAAAAUACCCGGCUGUCCACGCAUGGUUUCAAACAUGGCGACAUGCUGUAUCUGGUACCCACAAACCAGGCUGCACAGGGUGGCAUUGUCAAUGUUGGCAAUGGCACCAUAGAAAGGCGCGCCAGUCCUGCUCCAGCUGCUCCUGUCACCGAAGACGAGGUGGAUGUCUUUCUGGCGAAACAGUCCGGCCUGAUCGACCGGCCCCGUGAUGACAAGCUCUGUCAUCAUGGUGCCAAUGCCAAAUGCGUCCACUGCACUCCCUUGGAGCCCUAUGACGAGAACUACAUGCGGGAACACAGCAUCAAGCACCUGUCCUUUCAUUCCUACCUCCGCAAGAUGACCGGUGGCCUUGACAAGGGGAAGUUUGCGGGACUGGAGAACAUCAGCUGCAAGUUGCGCGCGGGCUGCCGCGACCAUGCGCCCUGGCCACGGGGCAUCUGCACCAAGUGCCAGCCCAAUGCGCUGACGCUGAACCGGCAGGUGUACCGGCACGUGGACAUGGUCAUGUUUGAGAACCCGACCAUCGUCGAGCACUUCCUGGACUUCUGGCGCGAGACCAUGCACCAGCGGAUAGGCUUCCUGUACGGCCGCUACGAGCCUCACAAGGACGUGCCUUUGGGCAUCCGCGCCACCGUCGCCGCCAUCUACGAGCCCCCGCAGGAGAGCACGCCAGAUGCAAUCAAACUCCUGCCAGACGAGAAGGAGCAGCUGGUGGAUGAGCUGGCAUCUCGGCUCGGAUUGGUUCGCGUUGGCUGGAUCUUCACUGACCUUGUGCCUGAAGACCUCCAAAAGGGAACUGUCAAGCACCUCCGAAACAUUGAGUCGUGCUUCCUGAGCGCGCAGGAGUGCAUCAUGGCCGGCCACUUUCAGAACAGCCACCCGAAUCCCUGCCGGCUCUCUCCCGACAGCUACUUUGGCUCCAAGUUUGUCACAGUCUGCGUCACAGGUGACUCUGAGCACCGAGUGCACAUGGAGGGCUACCAGGUGUCCAACCAGUGCAUGGCGCUGGUGCGGGACAACUGCCUCGUGCCCACGCACGAUGCCCCCGAGCUCGGCUACGUCCGCGAAUCUUCCAACGCCCAGUACGUGCCUGACGUCUUCUACAAGUACACAGACUCGUACGGCAACGAGGUGACGCAGCUAGCACGGCCGCUACCCAUCGAGUACCUACUGGUGGACGUGCCCGUGUCGACACCCAAAGACCCCAAGGAGCCGACCUUCUGCGCGGCGCCGGGCAAACGGCGCUUCCCCGUCGAGAACCGGCUCCUCGAGGGACACAUCCAGGACCUGGGGGCCGUGGCCACGCACCUGUCGCAGUUCACUGCUAACAACGCCGGCGCUGACAAUGCCCUUGAGGCCUUCUCUGACUUCCACCUGCUGCUGUAUCUGGCCUCGCAGGACAUGGUGCCGCUCAGGGAGACCAUGGUGCCCCUUCUAGAGGCAGUUCGCACAAAGAACCAGGACAUGGCCCGACAGUGGACAACAAAUGACCAGUGGCAGACGUUUGAGCAGAUCUUACAAGGCACGACCGCCGAGAACAGAGAAGGCCAGUCGGCUGUGUCAUGGACGUGUCAACACUGCACUUUCCAGAACACCAAGAGUGGCAACACGUGCGAGAUGUGUGGCCUGCCACAAUAGGAAACAACUUUGUCAGCUGCAUUGCAUUGGCUUCGAUUUAUUUUUCUUUUAUUCUCUUUAAUUCUUCAUCUUUUUCAAUUGUGCUCUCCCUUUCCUGCCCCAAAUUUCACUGCUGCAGCCCCUUUUCUCUUUUGUUUUAAACCGGUUGUUUCCAAGAAACAAGAACUUCUGCUCCGAAAAUUCGACAGAUGAUGUGCUGGUGGACAGCUUGAUUCAUACGGCUGCGUUUUGCAACGCAACCCCGCAGCUGAACAAUGACCGAUAAUUUAUUUAAAACCUGUUCAACGACUUUGUUUUUGCUUGUGCCUUUUCCCUACGUCUUAUUUUCUUUUCUGGUUUGUGGCCUCGAGGCGGUGGUACCUUUUGAAGCUACCUGUGCCUUCUUGGCUCACCCAAUGCUGACGCAGAUACUUGCUAUUCGAAAUAUCAAAUAAAGGAUGCAGUCAUGUGGCUGGAACUCUAA